Molecule: messenger RNA, 2220 nt
Organism: Epinephelus lanceolatus (giant grouper)
Lineage: Eukaryota; Metazoa; Chordata; Actinopteri; Perciformes; Serranidae
Gene: kif22
Product: kinesin family member 22
Biological process (GO): mitotic spindle organization; spindle elongation; DNA repair
Cellular component (GO): microtubule associated complex
Molecular function (GO): ATP binding; DNA binding; microtubule motor activity
Source: RefSeq, a predicted model, not a curated record
GGUUUCCGGUUACAGCGCUCCUCAUUUGAAAAGGGUUCGGUUAGAUGUUGAGGGGGGUCCACCGCCAUUGUUAAAAGACGGCGUCCGCAAUGUUGCCAAAAGUAACAUUUGAAAAGUAAAAAUUUUGAACAAGGAGUCACAAGGAAAGUGAUACCGGCCUUUUGUUUUGAGGACUUCAAACAUGGCGCAGCGUGUGGCGGUACAAGAUGGAGCAAGCAAGAAGACAGCUAGAGUUCGGGUAGCGGUUCGUUUGCGGCCCUACAUGGGCAAGCUCGAUGAGAAAAGCGAGGGCCCGUGUGUCAGAGGCCUGGACGCACAGAAUCUGGAAAUAAUCAACUGGAGAAAUGCUACAGAAACUGUCAAAUACAACUUUGACGUUUUUCAUGGUGAGCAAACGACGCAACAAGACGUUUUCCUCUCAUCAGUGAAGCCCAUUCUGCCACACAUACUGAAUGGACAAAAUGCCAGUGUCUUUGCUUAUGGACCAACAGGAGCUGGUAAAACCCACACCAUGAUGGGCAGCUCAGAUGAGCCAGGCGUGAUCCCCCGCGCUGUUCGUGCCAUUUUCAAUAUGGUCAAAGCUAAGGAUGAGGCUGAAGGAUGGGACUACAGUAUUGGCAUGUCUUAUUUGGAAAUAUACAAUGAAAAGGUGCUAGAUCUUCUAUCACCAGGCUCCCAGGAUUUGCCAAUCAGAGAGGACAAGGACAAGAACAUCCUCAUCCCUGGCCUCACUCACACAACCAUCACAUCCUUCUCAGAUUUUGACAAACAGUUUGUCCCUGCCAGCCUCAAUCGUACCACAGCUUCUACCAAACUCAACCAGCGCUCUAGCCGCAGCCAUGCUAUCCUCCUCAUCAAGGUUGUACGGACUCAGCGCGUCCUCCCCCACAGACAGCAAACGGGAAAGCUGUACCUGAUAGACCUGGCCGGGUCCGAGGACAACCGUCGCACCGGCAACCAGGGCAUCCGCCUGAAAGAGAGCGGCGCCAUCAACCUGUCUCUGUUUACUCUCAGCAAGGUCGUGGACUCCCUUAACUCUGGCACUGCCGUCCGUGUGCCAUACAGAGACAGUAAACUGACACGGCUGCUACAGGACUCUCUGGGCGGCUCAGCACACUCUGUCAUGAUCACCAACAUUGCACCAGAGUACAAGUACUAUUUUGAUACGUUCAGUGCACUCAACUUUGCCUCCAAAUCCAAGCUCAUCGUGAACAAGCCCUUCACCUGUGAAACUGUGGCUGUGCCUGCGCUUCCAGUGAAGCGGGCCAGAGAGGACCACGAGGCAGGCGGGUCUGGCACCGAGCCACAGAAGAAGAGGCAGAAAGACGAGAGGAAAAGUGAACAGGAGGGCUCCUCACCGUCUUCACAUUUUAACAGUCUGUCACAGCCGUCAGUGAUGGACAGGCUAGUAGCUCUGGAGAAGCUGAUGAUGAAGCGCCAAGACAAAGAUGGACUGAGCGUGCUGAAAGAUGUGGCACAGGAGAUCCAGGUGCUCAAAGAUAGGCAGAGGGAGUUUGAGAACAAAGCUAUGCUAUUCAGUCGGUUGGCUGGAGAAAAGUCCAGUGCCAAACAGGACGCUGCCUUCAAGAACACCACAGCGCCUCUGCAAAGACGACAGGCAACUGCAACAAAAGUGAAUAAACAGCAGGCUGUAGUCCAGCCCCUACAAGUGUCGCAGCUCCAUCCUCUUCAGCAGCUUGCAGUCAUCAAGAAACAGUCCGUCUGCGUCAAGAAGAAAGAGAGGAAGCUUUCAGAUCAGGUUGAGCCUCCUGAUGGUAAAGAGAACGUAAUAGAGAACUGCUGGGAGUCCCAACUCGACACAUCCAUGCUCGAGAACUCCACACAGAAAAUUCUGCAUGUUCUCAAUAACGGCUCCCUCAAAGAGCUCAAAGGUCUGCAGCAGAUUGGUGACAAGAAAGCAAAGCUCAUCCUGGGCUGGAGGGAAAUACAUGGACAUUUCACAAGGUUGGAAGAUCUGCUAAAAGUCGAGGGAAUGACGGAAAAGAGAUUUUCCUCCUUCAAGAAGGCAAACAUCCUGAGUUCCAUGGGAAAGUGAUUUUUAUUUUUAUUUUUUACCUACCCUUAUCUAAUGUAUAUGAUUUCUAUCUCUAAAGCUUUUAAUGUCUUUUAUGCGGUUUUAUGAUGUUUUUGUAGUAACCAUUGUGUUCCAGCUGAUGGCGCACUACUGCUUUUAAAUAAAUGCCUCACGUGUCAUUUAAA